ACCAAGCAGAAAGACAGCUGGCCUCAAAGCUUGGCUCUGGAUUCACGGUUCUGUAUACACUGCAGUACAGGUCACAUUCCUGAUAAAUUAGGAAAUGUUCCCCAGACGACCCCCUUGCCCCCUCCUGGCUUGUGCGUGCCAGCAGUGACCCUGCACAGGUUCAGUAAUCUCCAGGACAAUCCGAUCGUGUCAAAUCAGAAGCGCAGAGCAAUCCCAUCGAGAGAGGGGGGCUGUGUUAUGCAACGGCUUCUAUUCCUGUGCGUGUGUGUUUACUGAAAUAAAGAAUGAGACUUUGGAACAGCCGGGAUAGUAAAAUAAUACCCUGGGGAAUUCAUCUCCUGUUUCUCUGAAUUUCCUUAAAGAGUUGCUGCAAAUGUGCUUUGACUUGCGCCUGCCAUAGACACAUGUUACAUAGGCUAGAUCAGACAGGGGCUCUAUAAAAGUAAGAGACAGCGCCAUCUAGUGAUCUGCCAUGUUGGAACUAAUUUCAUUUUUGUUUUAUUGGAAAUACACCCUUUGUGCACUAGAGGGCGCUGGCACUUGCUAAUAGGAGGAGAUGAAACACAUUAUACAGCACCAGAGGAAUUAGACUAGUCUUUCUUAGCCUGCCCAGUACUUCCUGACCCUUAACCGAUAUCACAGGCCAGGUCUUCUGUGUGUUUGAUUGCACAGCAUCUGUUGUGAGCUUGGAUGAGCUGUAAUGGCUAUUGCAUAUGGAUACUACUGGUUUGCAUGGGUAUAGGAAUUGGGUGGCACUCGUUCAACGACGGGCCCUUAAAGGGUAGCACUGUAACUCUCUGAACAUCUUUACUAAACAUCUGAUGCGUUUUGAUAUUUACCUCUUACUAUCGGAUUUGAGCCCAACCAGUGAGAGGUCAGAACUCAGAGCUGAGCAACCGUUUUGACUAAAAGGACCCUGACAAGGUGACCCAGGAAUUCUUACAAUACAGUUAAACUACACCACACACAGCUUCAGCAUUCGUGUUCUAGUGAAACAGGGUGCAUGUUUAAACCCAGCAUCAUGUUGUUUUUGCAAAAAAACUAGAGUCCGUCGCUGGGGUUUUAUUUUUGUGUUCUAACCUCAAGUGUUGCGCAUGCUUUAAAAAAACAAUGAGUUACAAAAACAAAUAUGGACAGGAGUAAUCAGAUCAGUGCUUCAGCUCAGAGCUCACGUGGGGGACACAGCGUCAGUGUGGGAUUAAAGCAGGGACUUGAUUGAAGGUACAUGCAGAGAGAGAGAGAGUGUGGGAGGGAGAGAACGGAAAACAGUGAGGUACUUUGAGUGAGAAAAGAGCGGACACAGAUCAGGGGGAUACGUUGAGAAAGGACGGAGGGAAGCAGUGGAGAAACUGAAUGAGAAAGAGAGAGAAGGAGGAGAAGGGCACCGAAGUAAGAGGAGACUGAGAAAAUGAAUGAGAGAAAUGAAAUAUUCAUUUAGAUCCUUUGUUGAAAAUGUUAUUUCUCUUUUUUUUUUAAACUUAGUGCUGCAUCCUGCAGCUUUGUCAAUGCUAGGUGAGUCGUGGUGAUAAACUGAAUUCAUUAGAGACAGGAUGGAGGGAGAGAGGAGGGAGGAGAAAACAUACAAUUGAUUCCAGUCUAGCAGUUUUGCUAUCUGGACCAUGUCUUCUCAGCCCAGACAAUCAGAACCGGGAUUUUUAGAAAAGAGCCACCAGAAACUACUGGACCUUAUGGGGCAGAGCCUUCGGAGAGACCAACCCUUCAUUGGAACGAAUAGGCCUAUUGAAGCAGGCGUUACUGGACAGAGGCAUCAGACAAAACCGGGCUUCACUGGACCACACCGUCACAAACAGCAAGGAUCUCCAAGACGGAAGCGUCAGACAGACCUGAAUUUUAACAGACAAAGCGUUCAGACAGAACCGGGCUUCACUGGGCCGAAGUACCAUUCAGUCCGGGAUCAGAUUAGCCGGGUGGUUCUGGAUUUGGAGACAGUUCUGGGGGGACUGAAGCAGGUCCAUCAGGAGAUGAAGGAGCUCGUCCAGCAAAUAGACAAGCUGACCUCCAAGCUUGACCUGACAGGGGAGGAGUCCGGCAAUGGUUACCGUAGCGACACCGUGACCAGCACCAGCAGCUCGAGCGGGGUCGUAGUGUCCAAUAAGGCCGGCGGUCAUCAGCAGCGGACAAAGCCAAAGGUGGCGGCGUCCUUUUCGACAACCAAACAACGUCAAGCAAAGCCUCCACCUGCACCCUUUCCAGUAUUCAGAAUGUCAAACAACUGUGGAGCAGACAGGCCUAUCGUACCCACAAUGGCACCAGCAGUCAGGAGAGACCUUCCGCCAACAGCCACCAGGGAGCGACUGCAGAUGGAAGAACCAGUCUGGCUGCCGAGGCGACAGGGGAACGCGGGGGGCAGAGUCUCCCAUCCUCUCUUGCAGGAGCGGCCAGGCUUCAGGUCCAGCAUUACUGUCUAUCCUGGGAGCUGCUCUGGGAGGCAAAAGCCACCAUUCUGUCCUCCAAACGGAGAGGUUGUCAGGCUUCCCAGUGGCACAGCCUCAGCCCCAGCCAGCCGUUACCAGCUUCCCAGCUCCCUCAUGAAUCAACACUACCCCACCCCACGCAGGAUCACCUCAACUGCAGUGUGAGGGGGGUGAACCACACAGUGGAAACUAUACCAAGCCAGCCCGGCUCGGCUCCUGGCUAGUGGAAACGAGAUAAGAGAGCCUGCCGACUAACGCCCAGGUGGGGAAGGACAGCUGCAGUCACCGCAGGAGACAGAGACGCUGACAUCAGCUGGAGU
This is a messenger RNA of Acipenser ruthenus (sterlet), 2755 nucleotides long. RefSeq lists its product as uncharacterized. Gene Ontology annotation, biological process: positive regulation of translation; positive regulation of cell size. The transcript is spliced from 2 exons. The record is from RefSeq and is a predicted model, not a curated record. Lineage: Eukaryota; Metazoa; Chordata; Actinopteri; Acipenseriformes; Acipenseridae. Bases 1620 to 2600 code for a protein of 326 amino acids.